AGAGUUCCCUGGAGCGAACGCCCUCGACACGGCUGCAGCGCUCCCGAGCCUCGCUGCUCUCUGCAUUGAUUUCUCUGGUUUCUGCGCUAAUGAUAACCGCUUACUGGAUUGCACUGAAUCCUAGCCUUGAUGCUGUGGAAGCUGGAGUCUGACAGGAUGAGGAGGAGGAGCCCCGCAUGCAAGCUCACAACACCCCUAGCUCUCACCUGAACAUCAUGAAUGGCAGUGCCAGUCUAAGAUCAGUCUCCAGGACCCAGCAUGGCUCUGGUAUCCCAGUCACACAGAGCAUGGUGACAUCACCGAAGCUUGCCCAGAAGAUCCCAAGAGGAGGAGCUACCAAGCAAGUGACGGAGAUCCCAGUCAACACCAAGGCUGCCGUGGUUUCCAAGGAGAAAGCGGAGGGGAUGACCCCCAGAUCUGGUGAAAGGAACCCUCUGCUUUUCCGAAAAACUGGAAUCCCGUCCCCCCGCAGCGCAUCAGAGGUGUCUGAAAGGAGAAACGUAACCAGGUCCGCCUUCAGCAGCCCUCAGACUCGAAGAAAGGAAGCUCCGAGGUCUAAAGACACGUUGGACGUCAAUAGGAAGUCCCUUCCACUCAAUGUAUUCCGGGAUCUGAGGAGGAACGGGAAUUCUCAAGAUGGCAACCCUAGAGUAGGGAGCAAUGCUAAUGUAGAACCUUGGGAGCACUGCAGCAGUGUCAAACAGGCUGGAGAGGCCACAGCAUUCCCGGUCAAGGGAAGGUCUACCUCCAGGUAUUCCAAUGAGAACUUACUCUUGAGGUCUCCAGGAAGGAAGGAGCAAAAUGUGAUGACGCAGGGCACCAGAGCUAGCUGUGGGUGGGGCAGUUUCUCUGAUGAAGAGAUGGGUACCCCUGAAGACUUGCCCUCAAAACCAGUGUCAGCCACACCUUUGUGCCCACCAGGAGGUGCCACUGUCCGGUUGCCCACAGGGACCCAGCUGUCUCGAACCAUAAUGGCCACGGUGGCACCUUUCAGAUUGCAGGUCAAUCCUGAGAAUGAUGUGUCCUCACUGGAGGACUUCAGUGACUGCUCAUCAGAUUCAAUGGAGCUGUGUUGUCAGGACUUGGACCCAGAGUCCCAGAGGAAGCGCACUGUACAGAAUGUUCUGGAUCUGAGGCAGAACCUGGAGGAUACCAUGUCCAGCUUGAGGGGGGCACAGCUGUCUCACAGCUGUCUGGAGAACAGCGUGUGCUACGACAGCGAUGAGGCUAACCCUCUCAGCAUGUCCAGCAUGUCCAAUCGCUCGUCCCCCCUGUCCUGGCGUUACGGCCAGUCGAGCCCGCGGCUGCAGGCAGGAGACGCCCCCUCCUCGGCAGGGGGGUACCACGGGCAGGGUGCCCAGUACGCGGCGCACACCAUGCCCAUGCGCAGCCCCAGCAGGCUGACCCACAUCUCCAGGCUGGACCUCAUCGAGGGCCUGGACCCAGACGACGCGGACCUGAAAUCAGGUUACAUGAGCGACAGUGACCUUCUGGGCAAGUGCAUGCAGGAGGAUGAGGACGACGACCUCACUAACGGCUGGGAUGAGAGCAGCUCUAUCAGCAGUGGUCUCAGCGACGCCUCGGACAAUCUCAGCUCUGAAGAGUUCAACGCCAGCUCCUCGCUCAACUCCUUGCCCACCACGCCCACCGGCUCGCGCCGCAACUCUGCCAUCGUGCUGCGCACGGACGCUGAGAAGCGCUCGUUGGUGGAAAGCGGCCUCUCCUGGUACAGCGAGGAGGGCAAAGGGCACUGCAAGGCCGACAGCGGGAGCUACGACACGGGCAGCCUGAAGGCAGAGACGCCCAGCCGCUGGAGGAAGGUGCGGCCCGAAGCCGGGAGCGAGGAGGCGGCCAAGCCAGAGUUAAAGAAGCCCACCAGCCUCUGCCAGCCCAGCGCCCUCAAGAAGGGCAAGAACCCCCCCAUCGGGGUCACCUCCCCCAUCACACACGCCUCCCAGAGCACCCUCAGAGUGGCCGGUAAGAGUGACCAGAAGGCGGUGGACAAGGUCAAAAUGGCAGUGAAGGGGACGAGCCUGCAGAGGUCGUGCUCGGACGCAGGGAAGGACCGGGGAGAGACCAGGAAGCCCCCCUCUGGAAUCGUCCGGCCCUCUGCAGGAGGCUCGUUCGGCUACAAGAAAACCACGGGCACAGCGACCGUCAUGACGGCCGGGGGAGCGGCCAUCUGCAGCGGCUCAGCCACCGUAGGCAAGGCUCCCAAAACCUCGGGCAUCCCCGUGAAGCCAGCGGGCGGGGGGGGCGGGGGGCGCAAGACCAGCCUGGAAGUGUCCGAGGGGUUCCUGUCUCCCAACGCCCGAAACAACAUUCAGUACCGCAGCCUGCCGCGCCCGUCCAAGUCCAGCUGCAUGAGCGUCACGGGGAGCAGGGCCGGCGCUCGCCCCGUCAGCAGCAGCAUCGACACGGGCCUGCUCAGCACCAAGCCCAGCGCGGGCCUCUCCCGUCUCAAGGAGCCCGGCUCUGCCAAGACCAGCAGCCGUGCCAGUCUGGGCCCGGUCAACCAGACGGACCGUGAGAAGGAGAAGGAGAAGGCCAAGGCCAAGGCAGUGGCUUCGGACUCGGAGUGCGGGCCGCUCAAACCAGUACCGGAGCCCGGCUCCAAACUGCAGGGCCUGCGUCCUCCGAGCGGGACCAAGUCCUCUGAGCUCUCCUCUCCCACCGCACACAGGGUGCUGAGCUCCAAGUCCCUCGGAAAGCCGCCCAGCCUGGCUCACCUGGACAAGGUGAGCUCCAGCAGCCUGGACUCUGACAUGUGCAUCCCAGACCACCCCCCCCCUGGGGCUCCCCCCCUCAGCAAGCUCCAGGACCUGCCAGCCUCCCCCAGCCCCUGUCUGACCCCCAGCCCUGCUCCCAUCCUCAACGUCAACUCCAACAGCUGCUUCAGCGCGCAGGGCCUGGGCCUGGGCCUGGGCUCCUCCCCCUUGCUCUACCCCAAGCUGUCCGGACUGCACCGCAGCAUGGAGUCCUUGCCCCUCCACAUGAGCGUGCCAGCGGCCCCCAGCUACCCCGGGGCUGAGCCCAGAGAGAGGGAGGAGGAGCGGGGCACGCUGGGCUGGAGCCCCGGGGUUCGCUCCUCGCUCAUUGAAAGUUCUCAAAGGGACAGGAACACUCUGCCCAAGAAGGGACUGAGUCGCUAUAGCUCCUACCAGUCUGAAGAGGACGCUAAAGAGCGUCGGCACUCCCACACCAUCGGAGGCCUGUCCGAGACGGAGUGCCCACCCCAGCUGCCAUCUCCCUCCUCCGUGUCCCUGAGCUCCACAGGCAAGGGGCCCUUCACCAGCCUCGUGAGCUCCAGCACCCCCCGCAUCACUCGCUCCAACAGCAUCCCUGCCCACGACGCAGCCUUUGAGCUGUACGGAGGGGCCUCUCAGGUGGGCAGCACCCUCUCCCUGGCAGAGCGACCCAAAGGCAUGACCCGCUCCGGCUCCUUCCGGGACCCCGUGGACGACGUCCACGGCUCUGUGCUAUCCCUGGCAUCCAGUGCUUCAUCCAACUACUCCUCGGCUGAGGAGAGGAUGCAAGGAGAGCAAAUCCGUAAACUGCGCAGAGAGCUGGAGUCUUCCCAGGAGAAGGUGGCCUCCCUGACCAAUCAGCUGUCGGCAAACGCAAACUUGGUGGCAGCGUUUGAGCAGAGUCUGGUCAACAUGACGUCCCGGCUGCAGAGUCUGUCUGUCUGCUCCGAGCAGAAGGACUCUGAGUUAUCUGAAUUGCGGGAGACCAUUGAGGUGAUGAAGACCAAGAACGUGGAGGCCCAGGCAGUGAUCCAUGUGGCUCUGAACAACCCUGACAUCACACCCAAAGAGCUGCGGAUAAAGCGUCAGAACUCCUCGGACAGCAUCUCCAGCCUCAACAGCAUCACCAGCCACUCCAGCAUCGGCAGCUGCAAGGACAACGAUGCCAAGAAGAAGAAGAAAAAGAGCUGGCUGAGAAGCUCCUUCAACAAGGCGUUCAGCAUCAAGAAGGGUCCCAAGUCCGCCUCUUCGUAUUCGGACAUUGAGGAGAUCGCUACCCCUGACUCGUCCGCACCCUCCUCCCCGAAGCUCUCCCACGAGGGGGGAGACAACCCCCCGCUGUCCCUGAAGUCCUCCACCUCCACCUCCUCCUCUGUGAUCUUUGAAGGAAACGAGGAGCCCGAGUUGGAGGACAAGGGGGUAUCGGAGCUGCGCUCGGAAUUGUGGCAGAAGGAGAUGAAGCUGACGGACAUUCGACUGGAGGCACUGAACUCCGCCCACCAGCUGGAGCAGCUGAGAGAGGCGAUGAACAGCAUGCAGAUGACUGUAGAGAGUCUCAAGGCUGAGAACGACCAGCUGAAGACAGGAACAGGACCGAACACAAGCCCCGCCCCCAGCCCCGCCCCUCCCUCCUCAAUGUCCCAACCACAGGGCUUGAGCUCCCUGCUGAGUGCGUCGCCACGGCAAUCCAUGGCCCUGUCCCUCACGCAGUCCUUCACCCUGAGCCUCAACGAGUGCACGGACACAGAUUUGUCUCCCAUGGAUGUGAUGAGCAUUUCCUCUCAUAAAGAAGAUAACAGUCGUCUUCGUAUCCUUGUCCGUGUUUCUGACCAGGACGUUUUCAAUGACGAUAUCAAACAGCAGGAUUUCUUCAUCGGUUCGGUCAAGGUCAAUGCUAAAACAGAGUGGGACACGCUGGAUGCUGCUGUCUGCCAGACCUUCAAGGAUUACAUUGCAAAGGUAGACCCUGCCUCCAGCCUGGGCCUGUCCCCGGACUCCAUCUACUGCUACAGCAUCAGCCAGGGCAGGAGGGUGCUGGGGGCAGAGUCCCCCGAGCUUGUGCCGUCCCGGUACAUGGGCAGAGGCACCAGCUGCAUCGCCGUCACGCUGAAAGGUCUGAAGGAGAAGUGCGUGGACAGCCUAGUGUUCGAGACCCUCAUUCCCAAGCCCAUGAUGCAACACUACAUCAGUCUGCUCCUGAAGCACCGCCGGCUCAUCCUGUCCGGCCCCAGCGGCACGGGCAAGACCUACCUCACCUGCAGGCUGGCAGAGUACCUGGUGGAGCGCUCCGGGCGCGCGGGCACAGAGGACAUCGCCAUCACCUACAACAUGCACGAGCGGUCGUGCAAGGACCUGCAGCUGUUCCUCUCUAAUCUGGCCAAUCAGAUUGAUCGAGAGACCAGCUCUGGGGAGGUCCCAUUGGUUAUCAUCCUUGAUGACCUCAGCGAUUCGGGGUCCAUCAGCGAGCUGGUUAACGGAGCGCUGACCUGCAAAUAUCACAAAUGCCCCUACAUCAUUGGAACAACUAACCAGCCGGUGAAAAUGACACCCAACCACGGCCUGCACCUCAGCUUCAGGAUGGUGACCUUUUCCAACAACGUGGAGCCUGCCAACGGGUUCCUGGUGCGCUACCUGCACCGCAAGCUGAUGGAAACGGAGAGCGACUGCAGUGCCAACGACGAGGACCUGCUGCGGGUGCUGGACUGGGUGCCCAAGCUGUGGUACCAUCUGCACACCUUCCUGGAGAAGCACAGCACCUCCGACUUCCUGAUCGGCCCUUGCUUCUUCUUGUCAUGCCCGGUGACAGUGGAAGAAUUCCGCUGCUGGUUCAUUGAGCUCUGGAAUCACUCCAUCAUCCCCUACCUGCAGGAGGGGGCAAAGGAUGGCAUCAAGGUGCACGGUCAGAAGGCGGUGUGGGAGGACCCUGUGGAGUGGGUAAGGGGGACCCUGCCCUGGCCCUCUGCUCAGCAGGACCAGGCCAAACUGUUCCACCUGCCACCGCCGAGCGUGGGGCCGACUGGGGCGGGGCAGCCCAGUGAGGAACGGGCCAUGAAGGAGACCACGCCCAGCACCCUGGACUCCGACCCCCUGAUGGCCAUGCUGUUGAAGCUACAGGAAGCAGCCAAUUACAUUGAAUCUCCAGACAGGGAAUCAGUCCUGGACCCCAGCCUCCAAUCAACACAUUGAAAAACCACAAGGAUGCGAAAGACUUGCAGCUCCGAUGGCUCGUGCUGUUAACAGUUUUUUUCCGCGGUUUGACGUCAGCAGUGGGCCUGCUGGCUACAGAAAUGUCUCUGUCUGUGUUUUAGUAACACAGAUGGUAGGUACAGAGUCUGCGCUGUAACUCCCAGAACCACAAUAUGACGGUUUAAAAUAAUCCACCUGGAAAUUAAUGGAAAAAAAGAACUGAAAUGUACCUGUGUGUAUCUUUUUCAUUUUUUUUGUUAUUUAAUCUACGCAUGGCAAUCGUUUCAACUGGAUUAAAGACAAAAUGUUUAUAUAAAUCUGAAUCUGAAAAAAAAAAAAACACCUUCAACAAACAGUGGGGAGCUACUGCUGUUCCACCGCUGCCCUUUCAAACAAACAGGUGCUCAUUGGAGGAUAUACAGUAUUCUCACACCUCAUUGGUCCUCACAGCUUGUGGGCGGAAAUUAAAAGCACAGCCAUGAAAUCCACUGAAAAAAAAAGCACAUAUUUUUAAAGCAUUAAAUAGCAUAGGAGAAGCUCAGAACAGUCUCAACAGUUCUACUACUGGUACGGUAGCUUUCUUUUGGGUCCUAGAUUUUGCCUGUUCUGUUUUAAGGUUUAGGAUGACUGUGCUUUUCAAUUACUAGAACGCAGAACCAUGGUCCGUUCGUAGCUUGUAUUUAAUAUUUAAGGGCAGAACCAUCUCAAUAGCGCUGGGGCCCAGUGGGCAGAUCACAAUGAAUUUGUAAUUGUUCUGCUGCAUAGCCAUUGCCUUGUGCGGCCGUAUCAGUAGCUGUUCAUAUAUUUGAAGGGCCGGUUGAAUCUACGCAAGCUGAUGAACUCCCCUGGUUCAGGGUUCACAAAGACAAGCUGUGAAGACUCAAACACAUAUGCAAUUUUCAAUUACAACGCAGGUUUUUGAAAAUCAAGAAUGGCUGGUGCUUCUAUAACGCCUUAAUAAAUCAUCGUGUAGUUUUAGUUCUAAGAAUGAACAACAAAGACGAAUCCAUGAAGGUUGCUUCAUGUAGUAUCUACAGAAACGCAUGCAGUUCUGCAUAUGAAAGAGUGGAGAAGACGGUUUAGUAAAAGGGAGUCCACGCACUGUUCUAGAACCUACUGGGUUCUAGAUUCUAUUGAGCCAUUGUGUUGGAACCUUUAGUUUCAGGGUCGCCUUUCAUUGUUUGACUUCAGAAACUACACAAGCUGGUAGUGCUUAUGAAAAGCGAAUAAACGUCCUCCCUCUCCUCAGUUGAAGUGUUGGCUCUCACUAGCUUGAUUGCUUUGCGCGAGGCUUGUGUCAGUUUGUUCGUCCUCUAUAAGCAGAUAUAACACCGUCGUGGUAAAUGGACACCACUGAUGAUGCGUUUCCAGCUGCUACUGGGACCACAGUCCGUUUACUUUGUGUGUGUGUCCGUCGCCUGUCUGUGAAUUGCACUGCGAGAGAAACGCUCCAGGCAGGUGAAGGAAGUCAUUCAGCAUGCAUUGUACGAGGUGGUGGGACGUCUGGUCAGUGUUUGAGCUUUAUGUAGCACCCCUGCUAAAGACUUGAUUGUAGACUUCAGAUGGGAACGGAGGAGUGCAGCGCCGGUUUGAUAUCUGUCUUAAUUUUCUAUGCUGAUUGUAAUAUCAUGGCUAACUGAGGACCAGAUAUCAAUAAACCAUAUAUCCUUGCAUGUUAACAUAUAUUUAACAUAUGAACGUACACAUCGUAUCACGUUCAUACACCUGGUUCAUAUGGGAGAGGCUUUUUAGGGGCUACCGAAGAACAGCCUGUGGCUUGUAAGACUAGAACACAUUUGUGAAUUAGUCCUUUGUUUGUAUCAAUACUGGGCAGUCUUUUGUGUGUCUGCCUUGGUUCACAAGAAGGAAUUGCAGUACUGUAUUGAUGCAACAGGUGGCAGUGGACUCCCUCUAAUAUCUCUCUCUCUCUCUGUUUAUCCAGAAGUGAUUCUAUGUACAGAGUACUGCUUUUAAAGAAUUGGAUCCACUUGAUUGCUGGUAACAGUCACAAGCGAUUCUGCAACUUGAACAAACAUUGUUAUCUCAACUUCCCUUUGUUUCCUACUGUAAUAUUAGUAUGUUCUUAAAUCAUUGUAGCUGAUGUUGUUCUUUUUCAAGGGAUCAGUGGAUAGGUUUGGAGUCAUUUGUCAAGUCCAGGCACCGCACAGGACAGCACAGCUGAUUCAAGUGGAUCAAUCUUUUUAAAAUCCUUUCUGCAAAUGCCAUACAUAUUGCAUCGAUGGCAACCACUUUAGAGCGAAGGUGUCUGUUCUGUGUGUACUUAACCAAAUACUUGAAUUGUAUUCUAGCGCAGUGGCUGUAAUGUUAGCAGGUUGAGUAAUUCAGCUUUACAGGAAUGUACGUUUAGUAAGAGUGCAGUGCUCUUUUAUAUUCCGCCAUUCAUAGACUAGGCAGCCUUGCAACAUCGCCAUGAUACUGGUGCUAUUCAAACCUUAGAAUCGUCCUUGCACUCCAUUCUGAAAAGGUGUGACCUCAUAUAUUUAUUAAAGCUGCAUAGGCAGGACUGCCGACCCCUUACCCAGUAAUAGUCUAUAGAACGGAUAAUGAAAAACAACUUGCUUACUAAUAAUAAUAAUAAUAAUAAUAAUAAUAAGGUGUAUUUAUGGCAUCUGCCGUCCUUUUCAGCAUACGAGAUAGUAGUAAAACUCUGCUUUGAAGUCGUCCUGUUGUUGCUCAGUAAUAGUGUAUUAUAGCACGACACCGAAGGGUGCGUAUUAAAGUGUGAAGGGCAGGGUUGAAAAAUAAAACCCUGUCCAUGAUGCUUCCAUGUAGAAAACCCGUCCUUCACUUUCCAUUUAGAAAACCCCGCCCUUCACACUUUCCAUUUAGAAAACCCCGCCCUUCACACUUUUCCAUUUAGAAAACCCCGCCCUUCACACUUUUCCAUUUAGAAAACCCCGUCCUUCACACUUUCCAUUUAGAAAACCCCGCCCUUCACACUUUUCCAUUUAGAAAACCCCGCCCUUCACACUUUUCCAUUUAGAAAACCCUGCCCUUCACACUUUUCCAUUUGGAAAACCCCGUCCUUCACACUUUCCAUUUGGAAAACCCCGCCCUUCACACUUUUCCAUUUGGAAAACCCCGUCCUUCACACUUUUCCAUUUAGAAAACCCCGUCCUUCACACUUUUCCAUUUAGAAAACCCCGUCCUUCACUUUCCAUUUAGAAAACCCUGCCCUUCACACUUUUCCAUUUGGAAAACCCCGUCCUUCACACUUUUCCAUUUGGAAAACCCCGUCCUUCACACUUUUCCAUUUGGAAAACCCCGCCCUUCACACUUUUCCAUUUAGAAAACCCCGCCCUUCACACUUUCCAUUGAGAAAACCCCGCCCUUCACACGUUCCAUUUGGAAAACCCCGCCCUUCACACGUUCCAUUUAGAAAACCCCGCCCUUCACACGUUCCAUUUGGAAAACCCCGCCCUUCACACGUUCCAUUUAGAAAACCCCGCCCUUCACACGUUUGCAUGUGGGAAACCCCGCCCUUCACACACUUUAAUGUGUCCUUCAGUUUAGUAGCACCCCUCAAAUGCACUUAUUGGUGGAAAAAAAGACUUAAAGACCUUAGCAGUUGUGGACUUGCCAGUUCCCAUCAGUGGAUUUUUGAAAUCCCAGGAAGAAAUUGUCUGUAAAUUUAAAACUGCAUGUGAACCGUUUGUACAGCUGAUAUGGGGUGGGGUGGGGUGGGGGGGGGGGAAUAUGUAACAAUAGGAGAAACCUGUCCUGGUAUUUUAAAUACAUUCUUGAGAAAGCUUGACACUGCGAUUCAUUGCGAGACAGGUUACAGAUUCGGCUCUGGAAACGUUGCAGUGUUAACUUUCCUCUCUGUGUCUUUGCAGACCUCUGAAGGGGUAGAGUAACUUCUGAUGUGAUGUAUAAAAAUAGUGUUUUCUAGAAUCGCUAUACAGGAGCUAGGCAAAGCAACUUGAGGUGCAACAAAUCUAUAUUCAUACACCUGUAUACCUUAUCAAGCCUUGAAAAGGUGUAUUUAAAAUGGUCUGGCUGAUCAAAAGAAAAUCUUCUUCAUCUUCAUUACAGCAGCAGCUGGUCAGUGUCCACAAUAAUCUCACAUGAUGUCUUCAUUCUACUGUGUCAUUUUAAUUCUUAAGAUUUUCUGUUUUUUAAGCAAGGUAGAUUUUACUGGUGGCCCCCUAAUGUGUAGAAUUCAGGGGUUUUGCACAGUUACUGGUUUGGUAAUUUUCAAAGUAAUGCUUUUUACGAAGUAGAAUUUUUUUAUUCCUUGGUUGGGGGGGGGGGGGCUUUUUUGGUGCUUUUUUUUUUGCUAGGAUAAUAAUAAAUGGUAGUUUGUUGUAUAAGUAGAGACGGUCGAGGUGGGUUCCUGGGAGCGGGGUGGGUUCCUGGGAGCGGGGUGGGUUCCUGGGAGCAGGGUGGGUUCCUGGGAGCAUUCUGGGGUGGCUGGAGCGCUACUUCUUUGUUUUAUUAAUUAUUUAUUUAUUUCUAAAUUAUUUCACAGAGGAAGCUUUCGUACAGCUUCUAAAGCGUGCCCGGAGCCUGGAUUAAAUCAACAUUUAUGGCACUGCCAUGUAGUUAUGGCUGCACUGUGGUUGGUGUAAUAACACAAAUGCAGAACUCCUGAUAUCUGAGAAGAGAACCAAAAAUAUAAGGACCUCCCUGGCAGCAGGGCAGUGUCCUUCAACUCGUCCGAAUCCUUCAGUGAAAUCAAUGGAUGAUUUUUUCUUGUUUUCUGUAGCUUUUCUAAGAAAUAGCAAAACUGAUUCCCCCCUGGCUGUGUAACCAGCUGCGUUUCUCAAAGUAUAUUCAAUUUUAUAGCUGCCUUAUACCUGGGAUCUGCUUCCCUACACAGUCACUAAGAUGAUCUGAACUGGAUAUUAAAUCCAAUACAAAUGGCUUAUGUAAGUGCAGAAAGUUUCAACUACUGCUUCCUGGUAAUGCAUCACUUCCUGUGCUGCAGGUCAUGUACCUGGAAGUGGUGCAGAAUAAUAAUUGGAUUGAGACCAGGGAGAAAUUAACCUGCAUUAAUACCCUGUAUCAUUAAAGCUGCCUGGAAUGCCACCCUGAGCAUGCAAGCCAGCGAACCCGUGCCGGGCUGUCUGAGGUCUUAACCCUGGCUCUGUGUUAAUCUCUUCUGAAUGUUGUACCUAUUCCUCCCUGUGAGUUUCAUGUGCUGUGCUGAAGCGGUUAUCCUGUGUAAGGGGACUAUGCAGCAACCUUUACUGGCUUGAGUAGCAUUCACUCUGGGUGCUUAUCUGUGAAUGCAGCCAUUGAGAUCUUCCAAUACAGUUCAAGGGAGGUGAAGUGACUCCCUCCCUGAUCCGGGGUCAUGCAUUGCAAGGGGGCUGUCUUGGAACCAAAACUUGUGAAUGUGUGUGUGUGUGACAGUCAGAGAUGUGCCUGUGCUGGUACAAAGUGAAUGAACUAAACGGAGGCUCCUAAUGGGUUUGGAAUGACUGUAGGGGUAAUUGCUGAUCAUUGGUAGAAAGCAGGGCAGUGAAAAGGCAGUGCGAUUGAUGCUGUGUUCAGUGUGCACAAACACACUGAAGUCUGCAGUGCUGGCUGGUUAACCCUUCUCUCUUACCUCUUGAUUUUUUACUAAUAUACAGUCAGUAAACUACCUUAUUUACUGUCCUGUUUUGUGUUGGUAAUGUGUGUGUGUUUCAGUACAGCUCUUUCAGGAACUUUGAACCAAACAGGGUUCAGAGCUUGAAGAGAGCGAAUUGGACAUUUUUUAAAUAGAAAUAAAAGUUGAACUUUUACAAUGAUGUGGGUGUGAGUGAAAAUGCAUUUGAAGCCUGGGAGAGAACACCCGUGCACCAUUCUGCAUUAUCUCCUUAAUGAGGCCAGUACGGGCUGCUGGAGAGUCACACAGGAAAUGUCUUAACAUUGCAAAGCUAGUUUGUAAUUAAAAAAAAAAAAAAAAAAAAAAGUGCAAUGAUGGUGUGUGAUAUAAAUGACGUGCUGCUUUGAUGGACUAUAUGUUGUGAACGCAUGUCACCUUGGCGUGUUUGCUAAUCCCUUCGUAGGCCCUGGUUGUCAUUCUUUUUUCUAUGAUUUAUUUGUUUUUUUUAAAACUGAAGUUUGCUUUUCCUAAGCGACCCUUUAUAAAACUUGCUUUCGAUUUUGUACAGCGCAUUCUAAUUGUAAAGAGUGUAAAUAGUAACCGCAUCGGCGACAACAAUCAUUAAAGAUAACAAAUAAUAAUUUAAAAAAGCUGUCUGUGGAGUUUCAAAGACUAACCUCUUUUUAAUAAGUUAGUGCUGAGGGGCUCUGAGCAUUAAGGCAUGUUUCUGAAAACACAACAAACCCCAUCUGUCUGCCAUUGUUUCAUUGUUUCAAUAAAGUCAUGCCAUAUAUUGUA
Molecule: messenger RNA, 12288 nt
Organism: Acipenser ruthenus (sterlet)
Lineage: Eukaryota; Metazoa; Chordata; Actinopteri; Acipenseriformes; Acipenseridae
Product: neuron navigator 1-like
Exons: 31
Coding region: 177-5933 (1918 amino acids)
Biological process (GO): nervous system development; neurogenesis; neuron migration
Cellular component (GO): microtubule cytoskeleton; axon initial segment
Molecular function (GO): ATP hydrolysis activity
Source: RefSeq, a predicted model, not a curated record